AUGUUUUUACAUUAUGCCUUAUUCCAUCUCUUGUUGUUACUUCCACUGGCACCGGCAGCACCACCGAACACCACCAACGUCACUAUGAAUAGCCACUCUAUCGCCGCCGGUGCCACCAUUACAAAACCUGGUUGCCCAAGCAAGUGUGGAAACUUAACUGUUCCAUUCCCAUUCGGCGUUGGUGUGGGCUCUGGCUGUUCCAUAGGUUCAUGGUUCGAUGUCAACUGCAGCACUUCAUUCGAUGAUCCUCCGAAGGCCUUCAUCGGCACUGGAAACCUCCAGAUUCUCGACAUCUCCGACAACGAAAUACGAAUCAAGAGCUGGGUGGCUGCAAGCUGCUACAACCGGUUCGGUACGUUGACCCGCCAGAACGUGGCCAACAUCGAUUUAAAACCAUCGUCACCUUACACCUUUUCGGAUUCCAAUAAGUUCACAAUUGUGGGCUGCGAUGAAUUCGCAUUGAUAGCUGGAUCAGAAGGCCGGAAUUUCACCAGUGGAUGUGUGUCUAUUUGCUCGAGCAGCGAGGAUUUAAUCGAGGGGGAGUGUUCGGGAAUUGGUUGUUGCCAGACAGCAAUUCCAAAGGGUUUAAAGAAGUUUAAUUCUAACCUCGGAACUCUCAAUAAUCACACAAAUAUUACAUCGUUUAAUCCCUGUGGAUAUGCCUUUCUUGGAGAUCAAAAUAGCUAUAUCUUCCAUAAAUCAGACCUUUUGGAUCAAACUUUUCAAAAUAGGACUAUUGAAAAUGUUCCGGUAGUGAUUGAUUGGGCAAUUGGUAAUCAGAAUUGCACAGUUGCUCGGCAAUCAAAUGAUUACGCUUGUCGCGGGAAUAGUACCUGUGUUGAUUCUGAUACUGGUCUUGGGGGAUACCGGUGUAGCUGUUUACAAGGAUACGAGGGAAAUCCUUAUCUUAGUCCCGGCUGCACAGAUGUUAAUGAAUGUGAGAAUAGUCCUUGUGAUGAACACGGGAUUUGUACGAAUACUCCAGGCAGUUAUAACUGUUCUUGUGCGGAUGGAUACUUUGGAGACGGCAGAAAAGAAGGCCACAGUUGCAUUGCUCAGAACUCUCAGUUUCCAGUUAUUAAAUUUGCAUUAGGUAUGGGUUUUGGCUUCUUGGCCUCAAUCAUUGCUGUUACUUGGCUAUAUUUCAGCAUCAAAAAAAGGAAGCUUAUUAAACUAAGAGAGAAAUUCUUCCAGCAAAAUGGGGAUUCUAACUCAGGACAAUACAGCUUGGAUAGUCGUAUGAUCCACCCGAUUCACAGUCCUCGUUGA
Fraxinus pennsylvanica is the source of this 1269-nucleotide messenger RNA. Lineage: Eukaryota; Viridiplantae; Streptophyta; Magnoliopsida; Lamiales; Oleaceae. The record is from the annotation of a GenBank genome assembly.